This is a messenger RNA of Bacidia gigantensis, 519 nucleotides long. RefSeq lists its product as uncharacterized. NCBI's taxonomy places the organism in Eukaryota, Fungi, Ascomycota, Lecanoromycetes, Lecanorales, Ramalinaceae. The coding region runs from base 1 to 519 and encodes 172 amino acids. The transcript is spliced from 2 exons. The record is from RefSeq and is a predicted model, not a curated record.
AUGGGCAUGAUAUUAGCCAUGAAUCACCCCGCCCCCGGCCCAUCGCCCAACCCGGAUAAAUGGGGCGCCCCCACCCCCACCCCCAACCUACCAUCCUCAAUCUCGCAGAAUCUCGUCGCCGUCGUGGGGUUAGCGGGUAUCUACGAUUUCAGCGCGUGCAGAGACGCGCAUGUAGAAUGGAGGGACGUGUAUGAGGAGUUUAUUACGGCGGCUUUUGGGGCUGAGGAGUUAGGUGGGUGGGAGAGGGGGGAUCUGGUGUUGAGGGAUGGGGUGCGGGUUGUGGUGAUGGGAUAUAGUGAAGAAGAUGAGUUGGUGGAGGUUGCGCAAGCGGAGGCGAUGGAGAGAGCGUUGGAGGGGCGAGAGAAAGAGAGGGAAGGAAAAGGGGCGGUGGUGAAGAGGGUCGAGGUGAAGGGAGGGCAUGACGAGAUGGUCGAGCAAGGGGUGGAGAUUGCGCGAUGUGUUGGAGUGGCGCUUGAGGUUGUGCUUGAUCCUGCAGGAGGAUCGAGUGAGAAUUGCUAG